Messenger RNA from Histoplasma capsulatum G186AR, 3059 nucleotides. Its product is annotated as ADP-ribosylation factor. The transcript has 12 exons. Gene Ontology annotation, molecular function: GTPase activity; GTP binding. The record is from RefSeq and is a predicted model, not a curated record. Lineage: Eukaryota; Fungi; Ascomycota; Eurotiomycetes; Onygenales; Ajellomycetaceae. Gene Ontology annotation, cellular component: cytoplasm; plasma membrane. The coding region runs from base 1 to 2538 and encodes 845 amino acids. Gene Ontology annotation, biological process: intracellular protein transport; vesicle-mediated transport.
AUGACAACAGGGCCUAUCACCAACACGACCAACAACAAUAGAGAAAACACUAUUACCACAUCUCACGAUCACACUCCACACCGAGGGGUUGCGAAAGACUACUACUUCAAUAUCACCAGCAGGCCACAGUUAUGGGAAACCUUUCGAGAUCUUGAUAACGCCAUCCAUUUUGCAGAAUGUAGGGGGCGCUUAAUAGACGAAGCAACACAGAACUUCGUAGUCGAUUUCGGGAACGAUGAAGCGCAUGCGGCAUUUGAUCUUGGGGAGGAGGACUUUGCUGCAUUGCUGAGCUCGAAGAGACCCAAAUCUUUAGAAACAAGAUGGAUUAAUAUAUGGUCACCCGAACACCAACGGGAGCUAGUCCAGACUGUAACUAGCAACUACAAAAUUUCUGCUCGCCUCCAAGCGAUGAUGGUUUCGAAGCCUGUUACUCCUUCACAAGAUAUCCGGGCAGUUUCUCCCAAGCUCACAUCCAGAGACAUGGAAGAGCCCGAGCCAGGCUCAGAAUCAGGAGGAAAGUCUUUACCAGCUUCCGUGGUAGAUCUUGAGGGAGGAUAUUCGCUAGAGGGUAUCCGAAGGGCGGGCGAGGCACUUUCCCCCAUCAUUGGGACGGGAUUUAACAUGAUUUCGCUUUCCCAAAUCGUCGAUAAGAUAUGGCAUUUUUCGUCGGUGGACUACGGAGAGAAAUCUCCUAUACUCGUGAAACUGACUCUUCAUAAUGCAGGAACCGUGAUAUCCAUUCAUGAAAACCCAUUUCCUAGUCCAACUAGUUUGAAUCCGGCACAGCGACAGCAAGCCGUCGAGGUCAUUCGACGAAAUACCAACUUAGUGUUCUCCGCGAUAUCCUCGCAGCACAUUGCGAGCGAAAACAGCAAUGCACUCAUCACGACGUACGUGAGGAAUUUCCCGAACGAAACAGGUACGGCAGCAAUUAAAACCGGGGAAGGGCCCAGCUUGCUAUUCUAUUACCUAUUCGAUAACUGGCCUGCAAACUAUAGCCUGGUUAUCGGGAGGGAGCAUUCUUAUAGCGCUGCGCUCGAUCAACUACGCAGGCGUAUGGUCGAGCGAGCGCAGGUGCAGUUGAUUGACGACCUGCACAAACUAGGAAGACAGCUCGCAGUCCUCAAACGCAUCUACCAAAGCUACGAUUUGAUUGUCAACCGCGUGCUCAAGCGGCAGCGUUUGCUCCGAGAAGAGAUUAGGAACGCUCAACCCGUAAACGCUCAUCAUCCUAACCACCAACGUGAUAGCAACUUCGGCUUCGAUUUCUUGAGCAGCGGGAACACCUGGAAAUCUAACGGAUUUGACGAGAUGAAUCCGAGCGAGUUAGGCGGCAUCCAACUUAGCUCUGCUGCUAUUGGCCGUUUCGAAAGACUGCUCGAUCGAAUUCGGCUGUACGCCUUGAGUGAAAUUGAUGAGUGUUUGGCCGAGAAAGAAUCCAUGACGUUUAUGGUGUUCAAUUUAAUCGCCGUCAAAGAUUCGCAGGCAGUCGAAAGGCUGACUAGAACCACAAUUCUUAUAGCCAAGGCAACCAUUUUAUUCCUGCCAGUCACUUUAAUGACAUCCUAUUUCUCAACGGAGAUCGAGGAACUUCAGGGCGUGUACACGGUGAAACAAUAUUGGAUUGCAUUUGCGGUGCUCCUAGUGCUGUCAGCGCUAGUUCUUGCGAUAUAUGGAUGGGCCGCUGAUACGGUUGAGGGCAAGACUAUCUAUGUGUCCUUCGCAAAGAUCCCAAAAAGUCCCGUGAUUGUUGGGCUGAGGUCACGUUAUCUGGGUGACAAAAGCUACGCUUACCGCCGAAUUCCUCGUGCUGCCAAAAUUCCACAUUCAUCCCAUCCACUUUGCUGGACCUCCGCAACUUCAUCCCCCAUCGACUCCUGGCCAGUUCCAUCUCCAGCUCGUCCCCCUGCCUCUUUUCCGCGCCCGUCUCUUAAGAUCCCUUUUCUCCAAUCCCUUCCCUCGUGUCCCCUCCUCAAUACCGCCAAGAUGGGUAUGGCAUUUUCGAAACUGUUCGAUAGAAUAUGGGGCAAAAAGGAAAUGAGAAUUCUCAUGGUCGGUCUUGAUGCUGCUGGCAAGACCACCAUUCUGUACAAGCUGAAACUUGGUGAAAUCGUUACAACCAUCCCUACCAUUGGCUUCAACGUCGAGACUGUCGAAUAUAAGAACAUUCAAUUUACAGUGUGGGACGUCGGUGGACAGGACAAGAUUCGACCUCUGUGGAGGCACUACUUCCAAAAUACCCAGGGUAUCAUUUUCGUGGUUGACAGCAACGAUCGUGACCGUGUUGUCGAGGCUCGGGAGGAGUUGCAGCGAAUGCUCAACGAAGAUGAAUUGCGCGACGCAUUGCUCCUGGUCUUCGCGAAUAAGCAGGAUCUCCCGAACGCCAUGAGCCCAGCUGAGAUCACCCAACAGUUGGGCCUCCAGAGCUUGACACGACGCGCAUGGUACAUUCAAUCCACAUGUGCUACGACUGGCGAUGGUCUCUAUGAGGGCCUUGAGUGGUUGGCCAAUGCGUUGAAGAAGGCGGGUCAUGAGUAAACGUUCAACAUGAAUUGAUGUGGAAAUAAACCAAACAACCUCUUCCUCAUUUUCAACCACUAACUUUCAUUUCCCCCUUUCCCUCGUCGACACUUUCAAUACACCUGGGGAAAGAUAUGCGUUGUGUGUUCUAUUGGGUGCAAGCGGGUAAAAAAAUCAUAAGGGUGUGUUGGCAUGUUCUGAGAGGGAUCUUGAAAGCCUCCUAAAAAAAGAGAAAACAAAUAAAAACAAAACGAAAAAAAAUGCUCCUUUUCCUAUAUUUGCUUCGUACUGGCGUCUUUUCUCCUUUUUAGUUCUCUCUGCUUGCUCUUCUUCCCCUUGCAUCCCCAUGUUCCCUUCAUGCCACCAACGCGCAUAAUUCUUCAGCUUCUAUAAAUCUUUUUGCUUUUCCCCGCCCCUUCGCCCGCUUCUUUUCCCUUUCGUUUUCAUGUUCUUUUCAUUGUUCAAUUUUUAUUAUGUUAAACUCGCUUUUUUAUUUUAUUAUUUUAAAUUACUAUAUUAUCUUAAAUUCUACCUACAUC